Molecule: messenger RNA, 2057 nt
Organism: Tetranychus urticae (two-spotted spider mite)
Lineage: Eukaryota; Metazoa; Arthropoda; Arachnida; Trombidiformes; Tetranychidae
Source: RefSeq, a predicted model, not a curated record
UUUCACUAUUUAGCGGGCAACUAAAUGUGAGACAUGAUGAGACUCUCAUUGUCUGAAAUACUGCAUUUUAGGUUUUAUUAAUAUUUUAAUUGUUGUUUAUAUUAACUGUCUUUAAAUGACCACUAAUUUCUCUGGUUUUAGUUAACUUACAUCUUAUUAAAAGCUGCUAAGCUGAUGGAUUAUUGUGUUUCAUUGCCGUUUAGCUACAACUUAAAUGAUCCUUUUGAAAUGGAUAAAAAUAUUAAACAAGAACCUGGAACCGAAAGUAUUACAAACCCUGAAUUGCUCAGUUUUGAAGAUAAAUUGUAUGAAAUUAAAUGUGUCAAACUCUCAAAGAGGAUUGAAGAAUAUAAAUUAGAAAAUGAAAAGCUCAUUCAACACAUAUAUGAAUUUAAAAAAUUGGUAGAUCGCUAUAGUAAACAAAAAAGUGCUCUCAUUAAACGGUUGUCAACUUAUGCCAAUACUGAUUGGCCGGAAACCUAACCACAAUUAAUGUGAUGUGUAAAUUAUGCUCAAGAAUCCUUUCUUCCGUCAAAUAAUCACUACUUCUAAUGGAUGGUACAUAUGUAUUAAUUUUUUCAACAUAAUCAAAUUUCAUCAUUGCGCUGCUGCUGUUUUUGACAACUCCAUCUGCUGAACCAUCUUAUUUUGAUUACCAUUGAUGCUCAGUUUAAUAGUCAUGUACAAGUUAUAAUCUUUAAAUUGUGAAUACAUUUAGUUUUCAAAAAUAAAAAAGUUAAAUUUACGUUGCGAAUCUUGUACGAAUUCAAUAAUUACCUGCAAAUUUUCAUUAUGAAGAGAACGGGAAAGCUUGACAUAAAUGGACUAAUUAUUUGCUUUUGCGAAGAAAAAAGUCCACGAGAACAAUGCGUCAACUAAAUUAACCUUUAUGAUUACAGUUAAUAAAGUCGCGAUUUAAUAAAUUAUGUUUGAUGAUCAAGUCUCAAUAAGUAAACCAGUUUACCUUAAGUUUACUUUUGCGUCGCUUCUUGUUAAUUGCUUUUAAAUCUAUUGUUUGUCAUCUACGAAUUUUGUCAACCUUUUAACAACAUUGAUCAUUGACCAGCCUUUAAUUACCAACAGUCAACCACAAUAAACUCGGCCUCACCAUUGGGUCUCAAACACAAGAUUACAGCAACGAGAAGGAGUCUGACAAGGAACCGUCAGAAAUGGGUUACUCUGUCCAAUACUUCUCUUGCGUUAAAGUGUUUCUCAUUUUUUUCAAUUUCCUUCUCUGGUGCACAGGGAUGACAUUGAUUGGAAUUGGACUCUGGUUUCGUAUCGAUCCAAAAAUGUACGAACCAACGCUGUACAUUGACACGGAAAAUUUCAUUAACGUUGGCUGGAUAAUGAUGUUUAGUGGAUUGGCGAUUGUUAUUUUAUCAAUUAUCGGAUGCAUCGGAACUCUGACCAAUUCAACCUGUAAAUUGGGCUCAUACAUUUUCAUUAUGGCUCUUUUAAUUGGACUAGCGAUUGCUUGUGUAGUCCUAGCUGCAACUCAUGGUUUCGGGGACAGACUGGAAUACUAUGUAACUCAACAAGUUUUGAUCCAAAUACAACAAAGGCCAUUUUCAGAAAAAGCUCGAGAAUUACUUGAUUUUAUCCAGGUUAAGUUAAAAUGUUGUGGAGCUGAAAACUUCAACGAUUACCAUAGAUAUGGAUUAGAAGUUCCUGUUUCAUGUUAUCGAGAGCAAGCCAACUUUAUUAAUCAAGAGGGAUGUGGUCGUGUUUUGGGUCGCUUUUAUGAUCUUAGAGGAGGAAUCGCACUUGGAUUGAAUGCGUUCGCUGUAAUUGUUGAAUUCCUUUGCCUUAUCUUUGCCUUGUCACUAUUCUGUGUAAUCAGACAUUCUGAGCUUGAUGAUUAAUAUUCUGGUUGAUGAUAAUCAAGACAUUUUAAUACUGUCAUCUCCCGCCAGAUAAGCUGACAGCAUUACAGUUUAGUCAUUAGUCAAUUCAAAUUUUGUCAAAUUUCAUGUAACUUAAUUCAUAUUUUUUAAUCAAUUUUAAACAAAUUGUUACUCUUUUUGAUAAACCCUAACUUAACUAUGAAAUGUAAU